GUUUGCCUGUAUGCGUGGAAAAGCCAAUGGGAUGAAGAGCUGAUAAUAGAUGCAAAUUAUCCCUGAAACCGACACACACACAUACACACACCGGGGCCAGGAGGAGAGAGAGAGAGUGCAUGCUCGAGAGAGCCGCGUAGAGAGAGAGAGAGAGAGAGAGAGAGAGAGAGAGAGAGAGAGAAAAUAUGAAACAACUCAUUUGCAGAGGAGUAAAUCACGGAAUACCCGUUUGAGAGCGCGACAGGGCUCCUGCUUACAGCGCUAACACCGGAAUUGUGAUGCGCACGAGCCCUUCCUCCUCCUCUACUUCUCCCUCUUCUUCUCCAUCUUCUUUUUCUUCUUCUUCGCUGGAGAGUUUAUGGAAUCGGUGUGAUUGUUGUUAUUGUUGUUGCGGUGGUUGUGGCUGUUUGUGCUCUGGCUGGCUGCCGUUACCGUUACUCACACCGCUUGUCUGUUGUGGCCGUGAAGUGAAGCGCCACGCCACAACAACGGUCACCGACACCGGCGGCAGACCUGCCUCACUCUCUGUCUCUCCCUCCCCUCCGUCUCUCUGUGUGUGUCGGUGUUUCUCUGCCUCAAACCGCACGACAGAAGCAGAAAAAAAGAAAAAACAAUUGAAAGCCGCGGCUCGCUUCCUUCAGUCCCACUCUGACUCUACUGAGCCGUACACACACUGAAACAACAAUAAACAUCAACACAAAAGAUGAGUUCAUAUUUCGUCAACUCGCUCUUCUCCAAAUAUAAAAGCGGGGACUCGUUACGUCCGAACUACUACGAGUGCGGUUUCGCGCAGGACCUGGCCGGCAGCCGGCCCACCGUGGUGUACGGCCCGGGCUCCGGCGCCACCUUCCAGCACGCUCCGCAGAUCCAGGACUUCUAUCACCACAGCGCCUCAACGCUGCCCAGCAACCCGUACCAGCAGAGUCCCUGCGCGGUCACAUGCCACGGCGAGCCGGGCAAUUUCUACGGAUACGACGCCCUGCAGCGGCAGACGCUUUUCGGGGCCCAGGACGCGGAUCUGGUCCAGUACAGCGACUGCAAACUGGGAAGCGCGCCGGGGCUCGGCAGCGAGGACGCGGAGGGAACCGAGCAGAGCCCCUCACCGACGCAGCUGUUCCCCUGGAUGAGGCCGCAAGUAGCUGCGGGCAGGAGGAGGGGCCGGCAGACCUACAGCCGCUACCAGACCCUGGAGCUGGAGAAGGAGUUCCUGUUCAACCCCUACCUGACCCGGAAGCGCCGCAUCGAGGUGUCGCACGCGCUGGCGCUGACGGAGCGGCAGGUGAAGAUCUGGUUCCAGAACCGGAGGAUGAAGUGGAAGAAGGAGAACAACAAGGACAAGUUCCCGAGCAGCAAGAGCGAACAGGAGGCGGUGGAGAGGGAGAGGAGGGAGAAGGAGCUGCGGGACGGCAGCGGAAGCGGAGAAGGGGAAGGUGGUGAAGGAGGAGGCUCGGCGGUGGCGGUGGCGGUGGCGGUGGCGGGCACGGCGGGGUCACAGGCCUCCGGGAACGAGGAUUGCUGCGAGAAAACCCACAAGCAAAUGUAGGGAGCAGAGCGGUGAAAUUAUGAGGGAGAAGGGGGUGGGGGUGGGGGGGGGGUUGAAGGGCGAGAGAUGGAGGACGAGGAGGCUGUAAGUGUUGGACCGGAUGGGGUGAGGGUGUGGGGGGGUUGGGGUGCUGUUUUGUCUUAAUUGAGGCCAUUUGGACUGCUCCGCUUUCUCCACAAUUUAAUUGAUGGAAAGGAACUUGAGUCUCCAAAAUGGCGAUUGGUGAGCCGGACGGACUGGAGGGGCCUCGCGCCUCUGUCUGCUGACUGUAAAAACCGCGGGAAAAAAAAAAUGAAGCAAUGAAGCAAGAAAGUGAACUUUAAAAAAAGAAGAAAAACAUGAGGCGGGGUGGAUCCAUCCAAGUCAAACAAACAUAGUCUACUCUAGUGUUUAAAAAGAAAAAAAAGAAAAAAAGAAAGUAAAAUGAUAGCUUCCUUUCUUUGUGGAACAAUUAUCGUGGAAACAUUUCUAUAUUGUUAGAAGUUUAUCAUUAACAAUUUUAUCUUUGGCAGCUGUAUAGUUUUUAAGUUAAAAAAUGAUGAUGGUGCACUUUUUACUGUACUUCUCACUUCUAUGUUGUUGUUGUUGUUGUUAUGGCAAUGAUUGAUUGAUUGAUGAUGAUGAUUAUGAUGAUGAUGAUGAUGACGACGUAGCAAUUAAUGAAAUUUCCAACAACAUGAAACUGCCUAUUUAUGCCGUUUUAGUAGGUCGGGUCUCUUUUUUACACACUCUAAUUGUCGUUUUUCGUUUUAGUUCGUUUUUUGAUCGAUGGUGUUUGUUUUAUGUUGUCUUCCUUUUCUCUUUUUGGGUAAAAAGCAUGCGCACAGUGCAGAUUAAAAAAAGAGAACAUUCAUAAAAAUAAAAACGAGGAAAAAUGUAAUAAA
Messenger RNA from Sander lucioperca (pikeperch), 2427 nucleotides. It is a transcript of the gene hoxb8a, whose product is annotated as homeobox B8a. The coding region runs from base 704 to 1543 and encodes 279 amino acids. Gene Ontology annotation, molecular function: RNA polymerase II transcription regulatory region sequence-specific DNA binding; DNA-binding transcription factor activity, RNA polymerase II-specific. Gene Ontology annotation, biological process: regulation of transcription by RNA polymerase II. The record is from RefSeq and is a predicted model, not a curated record. Gene Ontology annotation, cellular component: nucleus. NCBI's taxonomy places the organism in Eukaryota, Metazoa, Chordata, Actinopteri, Perciformes, Percidae. The transcript is spliced from 2 exons.